This is a messenger RNA of Anopheles maculipalpis, 4515 nucleotides long. RefSeq names its product protein RRP5 homolog (gene Rrp5). Gene Ontology annotation, cellular component: nucleolus; nucleus; small-subunit processome. NCBI's taxonomy places the organism in Eukaryota, Metazoa, Arthropoda, Insecta, Diptera, Culicidae. The record is from RefSeq and is a predicted model, not a curated record. The coding region runs from base 1 to 4515 and encodes 1504 amino acids. The transcript is spliced from 5 exons. Gene Ontology annotation, biological process: rRNA processing. Gene Ontology annotation, molecular function: RNA binding; protein binding.
AUGGUAAACGUAGAACCUGCAUUCCCGCGAGGUUCUAGCACCAUCCCUGGUCGUGGAGCUUUUUCUGGACGCGGUCGAAAGCAGCAUAAUGCGAAACAAGUCACUUCCUUCAAGCGAUAUGGUGCGGUAAAUUUUCGCGAGCAAAAAGCUGCUCGUCUUCGGCCCAAAGAGCGUCAACAGGUAAUGCAGAGUGAAAAGGAAAUGGACGAAGGUGAUGUACAGCAAGCCUUGAAUGCUAGCAGUCUCACGAACAGCACCAUUCUAACCGGCAUGCUCAUUUUGGGUUGUGUGAAAUACAUCAAGGCAGCGAGUAUGGAGGUGAUACUGCCGGGACGUAUAAAGGCAAAUCUGCCAAUCACAAAUAUUUCGAAUGAAUAUUCCGCACGGUUGCAGCAAAUGACCAACGACUCACAACCCGACGAUAGUCCAAAGUUAAAAGAUAUGUACAGCAGCGGAGAUCUGAUAUACGUGAAGGUGAUGGAGGCAGGCAAUGGUACGCGCCAGCGUGUGAUUGUUUCGGUGAAACCAAACGAUCUGCAUGCCAAUUUUGCACCGGCACAGCUCGUUCCCGGCUUAGUGCUGGCGGCAACAAUUGUAGCCAAGGAAGAUCACGGAUACCUGAUGAAUGUUGGUAUACGGAACGUGCGUGCCUUUCUGCCUGAUGGAAAUCUUGGUGAAAAUCCAAGCGACAUCGGCCGUAAUAUCGUUUGCACCAUCGCACAGGUUACCCAGCUCAGUCUCGGUGCGACUAUUGUGCUGAAGGCUUUCAACCCGAACACUCCGUGGGUGUUGAAUGUUGAGGAGGCUUCGCUGGAAACGGUAGUACCCGGUUGUCGACUACCGUUCACCGUUGGUGAACCGGUACAGUUCGGUCUGCGAGGAAUGCUUUUUGAAGAUACGGUACCCGCGUAUGUCAAUGAACUUAUGCUCACCAAAGUAACGAGUACGCCGACCAAGUAUACCAUGUUCAAGAAAAUACCGGCGACUCUGCUGUAUGUCAUGCCACGUACGAAACAGGUAUUUGUUUCGCUGCGACCAUACCCUAACAAUCGGGUCAAGGUAGAUGUGGCCAACGGACCGGGUACGACUAUCGAGAAUGCUUGCGUGAAAUCUGUAGAUGGAAUGGGAAUUUGGCUUCAAUUUGGCAAUAAGCACCGGGCACUACUGCCACGCGCAGUUGUAAUGUCGAAUGUCACCGAUUCGGGCAAUGUGGACGAGAGUGUCGUAAUGGGAAACUUCCCAAUCGGAACUACGCACAAAGUAAGCGUAGUACAUCACGAUCCUCUCAUCGAUCUUUACAUAGUCAAUAACGAUCCUACGCUAAUAGAUGCUGAGGUCCGAACUGCGGACGAUAUCGUUAUCGGCAAAACGUACAAUUGUUUCGUAACUGGCAUAAAAGGAAAUAGAACGUUUGUGAGUGUUGGUCAUGUAAAAGGCACAGUCGACCAUGAACUGCACGAUGUCCAAAACCCGCUCAAAUUUAGAGAACGCGCAUUAGUAAAAGCCGUCAGCCACGUAGAAGGUUCGAUGUAUGUACAAUUUACGAACCAUUCGUUGCUUUUGAGCGAUAAAGCUCUCAUUCUACAGGACUGGGAUCAAUUGGAUGCAACACGAAAAGAUCAGCGCUUUCACGGUAUUGUUAGUCAAAAUCUCCAAGACAGAUUUCUUGUAAAAUUCUUCAACAACAUGAUUGGUAUCGUGUACAAACAGAGUGCAGAGAAUGAUCCUGCCAAAUUAGCAAAGCUUCGUUUAGGUAACGUACUGGAGUUCACCGUGGCAACAUUUAACAAAGCAAGGAACAACAUCGUACUUGUACUUCCGUACACUGACGAGGCGGUACGACCCGUUGUCGUUGAUGCAACGAUUACCUGCCUGCACGCCACGGGUGUGGAUGUGCAGACGAGUGAUGGCGAAAGCGGUACCAUCCCAUCCGACAAUUUUUCCGAGUUUGGCGCCCACAAUCCACUCUACAUGAGACUGCUCCAGGAAGGGCAAACAAUUCCCGUUAUAAAAAUACAAUCCGGUACGUACAGCUUCCGGUUGAAGGAGUACUUCAAGACGAAGCCAAUGAAAGCGGAAUACGUGCUAAAAGGAGCAUUGCUGAAGGGAAGCUGCAUUACGGUGGAUGGCAUAGUCUUUGCAACACCGUUGCUUACCAAAUGCAUGCAACGAGUCGUAGCAGUGAAACAGGGACAACCUGCUUACAUUCCUGACGGUUCUACCAUUCUGAUGCGUGUGCUAAAUGUUAUGUUAACCCCCGACAAAGGGUACACCUUGCAACUGAACAAAUCGCUAGAGAAGGUGUGCGAAAAUGGCAUCGAUAGCGUGCACGAAUUUGUGGCCGCUUAUAAGAAUGAUGUCGAUGAUUUGAUUGAAAGAUACCGGGAGAGACACUUCGCGUUUGCCAACUACACCAUCGGUCAGCCUGUUGAGUGUGUGAUCGAGAGCAUCGUUCCACAUUCGGAAAAAAUCGCCAUAGAAGUGCAUACGAUCGGUAAGGGAUUGAAACACGCUUCCAAAGGCAUUGGUACCAAAAUUCUACCACAAAAACCGGCCUCAUCGUACAAGGUCGGAAGCAAGGUGCCCGGUCGCGUAGUGUGGGUCGAUGUAGAGCGAAUGCUGGUGCACGUCUGCUUGGACCAAUCGCUGUUUGAGCGAAUUGCGGUGAAUAACGCACAGACAGCUUACCCGGAGGAACCUGCAGAUGCUUGGGUAUUGUUUGAGAACAAAUUCAUACAAGUUUGUUGUCUUAAGCAGGGUCCGGUUCAAUUGUUACUUGUACCGGUAAAGCAUCAUUACAACGAAUUUAUAACCACUACGAACCAGGGCAAUACGACGAAAGUUAAGUUGAUCAAACCCCUGGGAUCGUUGUGUUUAGCUAUGCGUGAAGAAAUGAUCCUUAAGUAUAGUUCUUACUCGGACGAUUCGGAAAAUGAAACUAAGCAUAAGGUCGAAAAAUCGGAAAAUGGCAGUGACGAGCACUACAACGAUGAUGAACAAAUCAUCACCAAGAGUAAAAAGAUUAAGAAGAGCAAAGGUUUGAAGGUUUCUGAUAAAGAUGGUAAAUCCAAAUCUAAACCGCUGAAAAAUGGAAAGCUAAAGCGUAAGCUUGCUGACCAAGAACUGGAAGUUCAAUCGACCGUAGCAGCAGCAGAUGAAGAAACAAAUGAAGUAAAUGGCAAAAUGGCGCCCAUUAAAAAGAAAAAGAAGGUCAACGUUAUAUCCUCCACUGCGAAGGGACUGAAAAAUUCUCCGGAAGCCGAGGAACAAUCCAUCAAGAAAUCUUCUAUUCUUUUGGUUGGAAAAAAGGAAAAAACGACCAAAUUGAAGAAAAAGAAAAUGCAAGGUUUUGUAAUCGACCAGCUGGAUGGGGCCAAUGAUUUUUAUCUACACCAGCUGGACGGCAUGGAUGAUAGCGGGUUGGUCGGACCGUCCGGUAAACAGGGGGGAGCACAAAAGCGAAAGCACAUCUCCGGCAACCAAGGACUGCCAGGUGCGACCAAUUUCUGGGAUAGUACACCGGUCUACAAACGCUCGGCCGCUGACACGAGCGAUGACGACGGGUCGGACAGUAGCGAUGGCGAGCAAGCAGUCCCAAAAAAGCGUACCACCGCAAAGGAACGGUUCGAGGCGAUGAAGCAGGAAGAGAAGCGGUUGCGCAAAAUAGAGGAAGAGCUGGCCAACCCUUCGUUCGAUCCGCACACACCGGACCAGUUCGAUCGGCUGGUGUUGGCACAACCGAACAACAGUAUGCUUUGGAUACGUUACAUGGCCUUUCACAUGGAAUCGGCAGAAUUGGAGAAGGCCCGAGCGGUCGCUCGUAAGGCGCUAAAGGCGAUCCAUUUCCGUGAAGAAACCGAUCGUCUGAACGUUUGGCUAGCGUUGCUAAAUCUAGAAAUUCGCUACGAAACGGUCGAUAGCUUCAAGGAGGUGUUGCAGGAAGCGAUACAGUACAAUGACGCGUUUAAGGUGUAUACGCGCGUAAUUGACAUUUUGAUCGAUUGCGAAAAGCAUGCCGAGGUGCAGGAGUUGCUGGAGCUGCUGCUGAAGAAGUUUCGCAAACAGAAUGAUAUGUGGUACCUGGUAGCGGACGCAUGGUAUCGCAUUGGGCAGGGCAGUAAGGUGAAGCCGCUACUAAGCCAGGCCCUGAAAUCCUUGCCGACACGUGAUCAUAUUCCAUUGAUUGUAAAGUUUGCCUUCCUGCACAACCGUAACGAGAAUCGGGACGAGGCGCACCUGCUGUUCGAACAGAUACUGACUUCAUAUCCGAAGCGUACCGACAUCUGGUCCCAGUACAUUGACAUGCUGGUGAAGGACAAUCUGGUUGGAAAUGCGCGGCAAAUCUUGGAGCGUGCGAUCAUGCAGCGUUUACCGUUGAAAAACAUGAAGACGCUUUACACCAAGUACGUCAACUUUGAGGAAAAGCAUGGCGAUCGCGAUAGUGUGCGACGUGUGAAGCAGAUGGCGGCGGACUAUGUUCAGGCUCAGUUGAACAAUGCGGGCAUUAAGGGCUAA